GGCGCCCACCGCCCAACCAUUUUCCACUUCCUGCUGUUCAAAUCGAGGUUUGUUCAUGGCGGCAGGUUCGUAGGACACAUUGUUUACGCAGCUGAACUAAUGCGUUUUCCAGUGUAGAUAAGUUCUUAUAGUUAAUGUUAAUGGCUGAAGCAAGUCCUCCUCUGGCUGAAAACAGCAAUUUGCAAGUUUGUGUAUUGUGUGCGUCGGAUUUAAAAGACAAGAGUCCGAAAUUAUUAUCAUGUUUACAUACUUUGUGUGAAAACUGCUUGAAUUCUCUAUUCCAAGUCCAAAUUCAGCAAAAGCGUCCAAACGAAGAAAAUGGAGACAUAGCGUCAGAAGAGAAAGGAGAAAAUUUGGUGUCAGAGAACUGUUCCAUCUUGUGUCCUGCCUGCAAUGCCACUGUUGAGAAGUCGUUAGUUUUAGACAACCUGUUCGUCCAGUCCACACCGAUUGUUAUUGAGGAUGAAGAAGAAAAGGAAGAAGAGAGUCACGUUUGUACAGGGUGUGAUGAAAAUCAAGAUGCUACUUCAUUUUGUGCUGAGUGUAAAGAAUGGUUGUGUGAUCAAUGCGUGAUUGCGCAUAAACGAGUACGCAUCACCAAAGACCACACCAUUCAGUCUAAAGAAGAAGCAAAGAAGAUAGAGGAUGAUGCUAAUUCUACACCUCAAAAAAUUAUGUUUUGUACUGUACAUAAAAAUGAGCAACUCAAACUCUUUUGUGAAACAUGUGAUAGACUGACUUGUAGAGAUUGUCAGCUUGAAGAGCACAAAGAUCAUAAGUAUCAGUUUUUGUCUGAGGCUAUCAAACAUCAGAGAGAGAACUUGCAGAAUGCUGUAGUGAAAUUGAAGCAAAAACUUGGAAACUAUCAUCAAGCAGACAAAAUUUUGACAUCAAAGAAUACAGAAUUAAAAUCCAAACUUAAUGACGUUUGUCAAAAUAUGAGAGAUGUGGCAGAUAGCAUAACAAAAGAAAUUACAAAGCAUACUGACAAUCUUAUUCAGUAUCUUGAAAAAUAUGUCAGUUCUAAAACAAGUGUCAUAUCUGACAAACAGCGCUUGGUGAAAGAAGCAUUAGACAAAAUGAAACACACAAUUGAAUUUGUUGAGAAUGCUUUGACUGUUGGUGAUGAUACCUCCAUACUUUAUGCUAAAGGUGUGAUGAUGAAAACCUUGCGUGCACUUGCAAAUAAUGGAAUCCCUUUCCAUCCAAGUAUUCUCAAUUAUUCCAUAUCCUAUGAACAUGAAAAGGAUUUUAUCUUGAGGAAUGUUCACAAAGCAGGUACACUGGUUAUAGACAACCAAAAAUUUCCUCCAGUUCCUGGGCAAAGACCUGCUCCUAGUUCCCAACAAGUACACACUGCAGCCAGCCAAGCAAAUGUCUACCCCCAUAGUGUGAUGCCUAAUCGCACAACAAAUGCCAGUGGUUACUACACCAGUAGAAACUCUAUACCACCUCGAAUCCAACAGACAUUUUCCCAUCUUUCAACGGAUGAGCAAAGAAAUUUGACGCAGAAAAUUUACAAUAUGUGGACUCAGCAACAAGGUCCUGAACCAAGUUCUGGGGCGGCAAACUAUCAGCACCAGGUUCCUUCAAGCCAUGUAACACCUGUUGACCAGUCGGUUAGGAAUUUGACAAAUCUGGUCAAUGGUGUACCCUCUCAAAGGCCUAUGCAACCAACAUCAAAUAUUCGCUUCCGACACACAGCAGCUAUACUGCAGUCUAAAGUAAACACGCCUAAACCACCUGGACCUGAACGAGUGGGCAUGCAGUUGCCUACAAAUAGUUUACACAGUACCAUGCAGCCCCGCCAAGCAAGCCCAAUGGGAGGUAUGGCACGACCACAUGCAUCUGCAGGGGACCCAGUCCGGUCAUCAAUUAGUCCAAGUUCUGCAGCAGAUAGAAUAAUAGCAGGGAGAACAUUUCAAGGCCAUCCAUCGGGUAAAUCUUGGAAUUUUGUUGACAUGGGUUCCCGUUUUCAUCAACCAGCAUUCUUAUCUCAUAUUGACCAGGGCUCACCAGGUCCUCAGGCAGCAUCUCACCAAAACAAGACACCCAGCCCAGCUGGAGCUGGAUUUGAUGAGUCCUCAACUGGUCAAGUGCGACUAGAUGCACGCUCACCAUCUGCAACAGGCAACCAUGUAAAGGCUGAAAAUAAACAGCUGUCUUCCUGCCAGUUUUCCUCAGCUACUAGUGAUACUUCUCCCUUGCAAGAGAGGCACAUGACCACACCCCCUCCACGAGCUUCCCCACUUCCUCCACCUCCCUUGAUCCACACCAGUAAUUUACAAAGUAAUAACACUCCAAGUCCAUCCCAAGGGAAACAAAUGCCUGAGAGUAAAGAGGAUGACCCUAAUGAGGAUUACUGUGCUGUGUGUCAGAAUGGAGGAGACCUUCUGUGCUGUGACAAGUGCCCCAAAGUUUAUCAUCUCAAGUGUCACAUCCCUGAACUUAAAGAAUUUCCAAGUGAUGAGUGGCAGUGUACUUUAUGUACAAAAGCUGAUGACAUGGUGUUGACUGAGAUUGAAAAGAAAGACUUUACAAUGGGUCCAGGAAAACGAAAGGCACCAUCAGGACUCACAGAGAAAGAACUCAGGGCUUGUGAGAGAAUUUUGUUAGAGCUGUAUACCAACAAAGACAGUGCUGUGUUUCAUGAACCUGUUAGUAAAUUGGUGCCAAACUAUUACAAAAUCAUAACCAGACCAAUAGAUUUUUCAAAGAUAAGAUCUAAGCUACAAAGACAGAAUUUCAACCACUAUAAUACAGUAGAGGAAUUCCUAAGUGAUUGUAAACUGGUCUUCAAGAACUGUGUUACUUACAAUUCUGUUGGAACUCCAAUAUAUGACCAAGGCAAAAUGCUAGAUGAAGAGUUUGAACGUCUUGUACAGAAGUUUUUGCCCUGUUAUUUUGAUAUUCUGGAUGACCUUGACACCAGGACAGACACACCUGUGAGUGAUGCAUCAGAUGGGGGACCAGGAGAGAAGAAGAAGAAAAAGCGAUACGAAGACGAUCCUGAUGCCUCUCCCGUUCAUAUUCACUGAUACUGUGGCACAUAGUUUUUUUUUUACCAUUGUUUUUAAUUAUGAUAACAUUUUGUUCUUUUGAUGCCACUCUUUUAAUAUGGUCAUUGAAUUUUUUAUGUUUCUGAGAAAAUUGUUAUGAUUUCCUUUAUAUGUGAACAGUAAUGGACUUUGUCCCGUUGAUAAUAUAAAAAAAAUUGCAGAUUUAAAAACUCAAUGAAAAAAACGGUAUUUUCCAAUCAACAUAAUGUUCACCGCAGGGAAAGUAUUAUAUGAAGACAACUAUUUUUCUACUUUACUGAUUUGUAGAUAGAUAAUCAUAUUAAUUUAUGAGUGUCAUUUUACUUUUCAAUUGUUUGAAAAACCAUAGACUCAUUAAGUGAUUGUAAAUUUUGUCUAUUAUUAGGAAUGAUGUUAGUGUGUCAAUGCUAAACAGGUAACAAAGUUUGCAUUUCAAGUGCGUUGCCUUGAUAUUUCAACAGAGUUACUGAUCUUGAAAAGAGUUGUACAUCAUGUAAUAUCUCAUAUUACCACUUACUGAUUUUGGACACAUUAUUACGUGUACAGUCAUAUGAUAAAUUGUAUAGUGAUGGGUUCACCGUCUUUUCCUGUGUAUGUUUUGUGUUGAGUUACCAUACAUAAUUCUGGUCCCAUGAUGAUGAUAAAUAAAGCAUUUUAAAAAGUCA
Molecule: messenger RNA, 3703 nt
Organism: Saccostrea echinata
Lineage: Eukaryota; Metazoa; Mollusca; Bivalvia; Ostreida; Ostreidae
Product: E3 ubiquitin-protein ligase TRIM33-like
Exons: 9
Coding region: 135-3038 (967 amino acids)
Molecular function (GO): protein binding; zinc ion binding
Source: RefSeq, a predicted model, not a curated record